GCUCGCCUCCGCGUUUUCUAUCAGUACAUUUUAUGUGUGCUUAGCGUUCCGUUUAUACCGGCAAACGAUAAUAAACAGUACUUCCAAUCAGAAUUCGAAUCACCUGAUAACUAUUAUUAGCCUAUAAAGUUAUUCUCUUAAAAUUUUGUGAUAAAUAAAAGCAAGAUUAUGUCGGCUUCGCCUAUGGCUAGACAAGUGGCUUCCACCCAAGCCAUCCCUAUUAGGAGGGUACUGCUAAAUGAUCCCUCGGAACUACCUAGUCACUAUUCCCAAACACCUGGAGGAACACUGUUUUCUACGACACCAGGAGGUACUAAGAUUGUCUACGAAAGAAACUUCCUGCUCAACUUGAGGAACUCUCCCGUCUCUAGGACACCCCCCAAAUGCGAAAUUCCCGAAAAUCUAGUCAAAGGUUCGGGAAGUCCGCCGAAAAAGUACCAGAGCGCGUCGAUCAAGAGAAAUAAGUACCCGCAGAGGACCAGGAACGACAGCUUCACUGCCAAGAACAGUUCUAUCGAUGACGACCAAUUUCAAAUGGAUCUCUGAUAAAGAUAAUAAUUAAUUUUUGAUAAGAAUAACU
Molecule: messenger RNA, 580 nt
Organism: Sitophilus oryzae (rice weevil)
Lineage: Eukaryota; Metazoa; Arthropoda; Insecta; Coleoptera; Curculionidae
Gene: Thor
Product: eukaryotic translation initiation factor 4E-binding protein 2
Exons: 2
Coding region: 169-546 (125 amino acids)
Biological process (GO): negative regulation of translational initiation
Cellular component (GO): cytoplasm
Molecular function (GO): eukaryotic initiation factor 4E binding
Source: RefSeq, a predicted model, not a curated record